Messenger RNA from Tetrahymena thermophila SB210, 696 nucleotides. RefSeq names its product autophagy protein Atg8 ubiquitin-like protein. The transcript has a single exon. Gene Ontology annotation, biological process: cellular response to nitrogen starvation. The record is from RefSeq and is a predicted model, not a curated record. NCBI's taxonomy places the organism in Eukaryota, Ciliophora, Oligohymenophorea, Hymenostomatida, Tetrahymenidae.
AUGUUUAAAAUUUGCAAAAAGAGAAAGACAAAAAAGUCUAGCAAGUCAUUACUUGAGAGCAUGUAGCCAAAAACAAUUGAAGAGCUAAAAGCUGAAGAAGUGAUUAUUGCUUAGUAUUAAAAAGAAUUCACAUUUGAAGAAAGAUAUAAUGACUCAUAGGAAUGCAAAAAAAAACAUCCAGAAUGUGUUCCUUUGAUUAUUGAAAGACAUCCAGAUCAUAAAGAUAUAAAAGAAAUGCAAACACCUAAAUUCCUUUUCCAUUGUCAAUCAUAAACUGCUAAUGCAAUGGUGAGAACACAGAAAGAUGUUCAAGCGAAAAAAAUGUGGUUCUUUGUUCAUAUGCCUGAUAAUCAAUUAAAAUUGAUAUACCCUCAAUCAAAAUUAGGUGUCUUGUAUUAGAGAUAUAAAAGAUCUGAUGGAAAUUUGUACAUAUUUUAUUCUGAUAAAAAUCUUGUUUAGCAAACAAGCACAUUCAUGAAUGUCAUGCAAAUAAUAUGUGUUAUUUUACUGAUUUUCUAUGGCUAUGUUUAUUUCUUUGGCGUUAAAGAUAUCCUUUGGUUAUUUGGUUAUGACCUAGCUAAAUUAUAGUAAGAAUACAUUUAAAGCUAAACAAAUUCCACUCUAACCAAUUCCACGCAUGUAAAUUCUACUUUUAGCAAUACAACUAAUUCGAAUGCUGAAAAAAUAGAAUUAUGA